AUGGUGCCAGGCCCUGGAACGCUUGCGCCUGCCAACACUCCCUACCCCUCUAGAACCCCCACGGCCCAAAGCUGCUCAGCCCCUCCCAACUCCCCCGAACCAAUGCAUGUCAAGCGAGGAAAACGGUCAUCGAAAGAGCCCUUCCCAGACCUCGAUGACGAACAACUCAACUACAACCCCUCAGCCGACGUAAUCCCAUCCUCCCCGCUCCGCAACCAUGAGACCUCGACCGAUGCCGUUUCCGCUGCUCAAACCGAGCUAGGACAGGACCUCAACUACGAUCCCGAGAAAGGUAUCCCACGCGGCCACAGCCUCAAGCGUCGUGGUCGUUCUGGGCUUUGUGAUGAUAAGGAGAGGCGUUGUGCUUGUUGGCGGCGGUUGAGCAAGAAGGCGCGGUUGGCUAUUAAGAUUGUCAUUGCUAUCGUUAUCUUGGGGGCUAUGCUUGCUAUUGCGCUUGGGAUCGCGGCUGCUGCGGGCGGUGUGGAGGUUCGGAUUGGGAAAUAG
Messenger RNA from Aspergillus chevalieri, 504 nucleotides. RefSeq lists its product as uncharacterized. The record is from RefSeq and is a predicted model, not a curated record. The transcript has a single exon. Bases 1 to 504 code for a protein of 167 amino acids. NCBI's taxonomy places the organism in Eukaryota, Fungi, Ascomycota, Eurotiomycetes, Eurotiales, Aspergillaceae.